UUAGACGGAUAUUUAUUUCAUAAAAUUCAAUGCGAUGUUGUGUCAGUGAUAAAAGCUCUAAAAAUGUCAUUGUACCGGGGUGUUUACAUGUAUGUCUUCAGUAACGUAAAUUGUCAAUAAUAGUCACCUGUAAGGAUGCUGUGUUAAUUUGUUCUCUAGUAAAUAUCUUAAAUGAAACAAGGUAUGUGUAGUAAACAAUCGGUAAAUUAUCCGGAUAUAUCGUACCCGACAUUACAAUGUACGGACGUGCUAUUAGUGUAUUGAGUCGCAUUCCAAAGUGCGCCGAGCUACCAACGGGGACGUGUCCCACAUCUACACCUCCUCAUUUCAAAGACUACAACCAUAUUCAUACAUUGAUGGAGCGAUACGGAACUAGCGUUUGAGUACGUAUACCAUGGCAGAAGGUGGUCCCCAUGCAGACCCUCACUCUGAAGACGGCACACUACGAAACAUCUCGGACUCCCAACUUCUCGAAUGUCCAAUCUGUCUUGAGCAGUUACGACAGCCGAAGUCUCUGCCGUGUCGUCAUUCUCUUUGUGAGGAAUGUUUGAGUAGCUACAUCGUCAGUGAGGUGUUAGGGACGAGUGAUACGGCGACUUCCUUUAUCUGUCCGGUAUGUAGAACGUUAACUCACCCCGUGGACAAAACAGAGGACAAAGAGAAAUGGGCCCGGCAGUUUCCGACCGACACCGUUGCCAUAGAGAUGAUACAACUGAGAAACAGGGCGACAGAGCCACGUUACUGCGCGCCCUGUCAGAGAAAGGGAAAGAUGACCUCUGCACAAUUCUGGUGUAAAAUGAAUCAGUCAUUGUUCUGUGAGUCUUGUAAAGUGAAUCACCAUGAUGUGGUCCAUGUGAGCUGUGAUAUCGUAGAUAUAAGAGGUUCCGGGAAUUUCCUGUUGAGACGGGAAACAUCUGAUAAAAGAUGCGACAAACACAAGGAUGAGAUUGCUUAUUAUUGUGAGGAUCACAAGUCAUUGGGUUGCAGUAAAUGUAUCAUUAUUGGUCACAGGGAAUGUGACAACGUUUCAACAACAGAGGGUUACUGUGAGAAACUUAAUAGUAGCUCCCAACUAGAGGAAAGAAAGACAUUUCUACAGAAAGGAGCAGACGACAUGGAAUCCAUGAUAAAGGACUUUUAUCUACGACAACAGAAUAUUGCAGACGACAAAGAUGCGGUACUGAAAAGCAUCGACGACCUGCAGGAACGUAUGGAGAAGCGUAUCAGAGAGAUGAAGAAGGAAAUCACAGAUGACGUAAUCACGGCGUACAAACAGGAAAGAGAAAAUCUGAAGGUGUCCACACAGAAGUGUGAACGACUGAAGGUCGCUAUACAGAAUACAUUAGAAUCGUCCGCUACAGCUCUACAGAGGAACGACCAUAUGGACACGAUCCGGCUUUACCAGAAAGGUCAGACGGAGCUCGAGGCUUGUAAAGAUCUAGUGAAAGAAAUGCAGAUGUCGAUUUCAACUGUCAGUAUUAAACAUGAAAUCGAUUUGGACGUGGCAGGUCUGAACUUUGGUAAAGUCGUUGUCAGGAAGCAACGAAGAGAUUUACCAGGUGUCCCAACUGUCGUCAAACCCUUAUUCAAAUGUGAAGUAAAGGAAAUAAGAAAGGUGAACAUAAAAUGUCCGUCUGAUCAAUCUGCUUGUAAUUCUCGUGGUGUUGUUUACUUUCCUGACGGCGGAAUUGUAGUGGGAGAUAACAACAAUCAGAAGAUCAAGUUAAUAAACGAUGAGGGGGAUGUUGUGGACGAGUUAAACUUGGAUGGACGUCCUUGGGAUCUGUGUAUGGUGGAUAACACCACUGUGGCGGCCGCUAUAGAGAGCCCUGGAGGUAUACAUGUAGUGACUGUCACACCCUCCAAACUUACACUGUCGUCUGUUAUAAACAAAAAUAAACAGUAUUACGGGAUAACGUACAGAGAUGGUGAGUUUAUCGUGAGUACGGGAUCCGAAGUCUGUAGCGUAAAGAAAGACGGGACGACCAAGGCGUUAUAUCGAUAUACUGGCGAAGUACUCAUGUUGUCACAUGAUUCCAAGGACGGACAGCUCUUUGUCUCACAUUUCAACUCCAGGACUGAUAGUACGGUGAUUGGUAAGUUGUCUACUGACAACAAGUACACGGACGUGUUGAAGGUUGGUGUAGUUAAGAGUACGUAUGGAGUGGACGUCGACAUGGAAGGUAACGUCUAUGUCUGUGGUUUUUUCUCCAACAACGUGGUACAGAUGUCCGGGGAUGGGACUAACGUCCGGGAACUGUUAACGGCAGAGGACGGUAUCAUACGCCCACUAGCAAUAUCUGUUUGUGGUGAUAAACUGGUGGUGACAAAUUGCGCAUCAGGACUGAGGAAUUCCAUCAAAGUCUUUCAACUCUUUUGACUUAUCAUUAACAACUUAUUUUUUUAUUGACUUAACGAACACAUAAAACCUUUCUGUCAUAAAUAAUAAUGAUGGGUAAAAUCAGCAGUGCGUUCAUGAGUAAAGAUAAUAUCUUUAAAAUCUUACGAUCACAUUAUCAACAGCAGUAAUGAAAAACAAACUUUGUUCUGAAUGAAGCGUCAAUUACGCAUUUAAUGUUUGUUUGCAUUGUCCUCACUACCGACCUUAGCCUUGUUUUUUUUUAAUCUGAUACACAUAUUUACGGUACAUUAAUGUUGUAAAGCCGCUAUAACUGAUCGUGUUGAAAUACAAAAUGUCGAUUUCUUCGUGAAUUAAGGGUUGUAGAUAAUUGCUGUUUUAAAGUGUAUAUCAACUCAAGACAGUUUCUUUAAAUAUUUUAGCAAUGCUUUCGUUAUGAGAAAUGAAAUCAAGGAAAAUAAUUUUGAAGAUGUUUCGUGAAACCAAAACAUGGGUCUGAUUCAACGAACGUGAGAGAGCUGAAGUUUAGAAUAAUCUGAAAGAGUUUGCAUAAGCAAUGCUACUACCUAGGAAGAAAACAUGUGACGGUAAACUGUUUUUUAUGGGGUAUUUGGAACUGAAACUUCGUAUCUUGGGGAACCAACCUGUACGUUUUAAUUUGGUUCCGUUGUUUAUCGAAUUACUUCAUCUGUACACCAAUCGAAGUUUCUGGUUGUGUUUUUAUUAGUCCAAAUAAAGAGGUUUCUAUGAUACGGUAUUAUAGCGUAUCGAUUUUUCUUCGAUUCCUGAUCGAUCCGCAAUCAAAAUCAUUGUGAUCAUCCAAUGAUAACAAAUACUACCGAUGAACAUGUGUGAUAACAUAGACCUUGUCCUUCCACUGUUAUUGUGCCCAUGUAACGGUUCUGAACGGGCAGUAAGGGAUUACUUUUUUUGUGU
Molecule: messenger RNA, 3295 nt
Organism: Mizuhopecten yessoensis (Yesso scallop)
Lineage: Eukaryota; Metazoa; Mollusca; Bivalvia; Pectinida; Pectinidae
Product: tripartite motif-containing protein 42-like
Exons: 2
Coding region: 395-2380 (661 amino acids)
Biological process (GO): positive regulation of DNA-templated transcription
Cellular component (GO): nucleoplasm; chromatin
Molecular function (GO): metal ion binding; ubiquitin-protein transferase activity
Source: RefSeq, a predicted model, not a curated record